AUGGCCGCGGGCAGCGAGGCGGGCGGCCCGCGGGACCCCACGCCGGGCCAGCAGCUCCGCGCCCUCUUCUACGCGCUGCCGCCCGGCGAGAGCUCCUUCCGCUCGCUGGAGGAGGUGCCCGACUACGUGGAGAAGAGUAUUCCAUUCUUCAUUACUUUUAUUGGGCUGGAAUUUGCUGUCAGCUGGAUUCAGAAGCGUAAACUGUCGGGUCGGAUUAAUGAUGGCAUAAGUUCUCUUUCCUUAGGUAUCCUGUCUCGACUGCCAGAUGUUUUAUUCAGAAGUGUUGACUUAAUUAGUUACAUCUAUGUAUGGAAUAACUACAGACUCUUUGAACUGCCCUGGGACUCGCCAUGGACGUGGUAUUUGACACUUCUGGGAGUGGACUUCGCAUACUACUGCUUUCAUCGCAUAAGCCAUGAGGUUAAUAUAAUAUGGGCUGCGCACCAAGUACACCAUAGUUCUGAAGAUUACAACUUAUUCACAGCCUUGAGACAAUCUGUACUGCAGAAAUACACCUCCUGGAUGUUCAACUUGCCCAUGGCUCUUUUCAUUCCCCCUUCGGUGUUUGCUGUUCAUUUACAGUUUAAUCUACUUUACCAGUUUUGGAUACACACAGAGGUUAUCACCAAACUUGGGCCUCUGGAGUGGAUUCUUAAUACUCCCAGUCAUCACAGAGUUCAUCAUGGUAGAAAUCCUUACUGCAUUGACAAAAAUUAUGGCGGCACACUUAUUAUCUGGGACAGGAUAUUUGGAACAUUUGAGGCUGAAGAUGAAAAAGUUGUAUAUGGCUUAACACAUCCAGUAAAUUCAUUUGAUCCCAUCAUGCUCCAGCUACGUCCCUUGGCUCAUAUUUGGAACACAUUUUGGGCCACACCUGGAUUCUGCAAUAAGCUUUCUGUCAUAUUCAAAGGGCCAGGCUGGGGACCAGGCAAACCUAGACUUGGCCUUCCUGAGGAAAUCCCGGUGAUCACUGGAAAAGAAGUUCCCUUCAAUCCAAUUGUACCAGCUUAUCUUAAUUGCUAUGCAGUUGUACAUUUUGCUAUAAUAGUGGACUUGUACACUGAACUCCUUGCUACUGUGACUAUGUUAUCACAGGGAACUGUUCUCCUGAGAAUUGGCUUUAUCAUUCUGUCCCUGGCCUCUUUUGGACUACUUAUGGAGAAUAAGUCCAAAGCAGGAAUUCUGGAAAUCAUCCGCUGCUUAGUCUUCAUAGUUAUUUACAAACUUGGCUACUUUAGAAGUCAAUUUUCUUUCUUGGGCUAUGCAUAUGAGAUCUUGUUUUCCCUCUGUGCUGCAUUCUGGGGAAUCCAAAUCAUGAAGCGGAUCACUUCGUUCAAAGAUAAACGUCAUUGAAAGAGCAAAUCUAUCUCUUUAAUUAUGGAAACAGCACUUUGGAAUAAUGUUCUAAGUUCCUUGGAAUUAAUCAACCAUGAAUCUUACUGAAUUGCAAUCAGUUCACUUAUGAUAGGAGAGGUUUGUGAUUUGGUAAGAAUGUUUGAAAGCUUCUUUAGAGGGUGUAUUCAUUUUUAUUUGAUUUUUUAAAGAAAUAUUUAAUUUCUCCCCAAUUUAAAUAAAAUGUUCAUUCGCAACAUGGGUUUUUUACAUUCAUAGGAUUGCAAAUUUUUAGAAACCAUGUAAAUCUAAUUUCAUUUUUGCAGUAAUUUUGUUAGUAAUUAUAUGUGAAAAGUAUUUUUCACAAGAGGAAUUAUUAAAAUCAUAUUUGUUGUAACCUGGUUUAAGUGACUGACUGUCUUCCUAUUGAGGCUAAACAUAAACAUAUGUGAAUGUCGGUUUUUCUGUAAUGAUUGAAUUACACCAGAAUCUCCCUGUCAUGCCCAAUUCAGUGUUCAUAACAUACAGCUACAUGAGGAUGAGUAGUCGUAGCAAGAAAAUGAUUAAAAACAGCAUGAUAAAAUAACUCGAACUAGUAUGAGUUGAAACAUCUUAAAUAAAAUUGGCUGAUGUAUGUACUGUAUAAUGCA
Lepidothrix coronata (blue-crowned manakin) is the source of this 1982-nucleotide messenger RNA. RefSeq names its product alkylglycerol monooxygenase (gene AGMO). Bases 1 to 1353 code for a protein of 450 amino acids. The record is from RefSeq and is a predicted model, not a curated record. The transcript is spliced from 13 exons. Gene Ontology annotation, molecular function: oxidoreductase activity; iron ion binding. NCBI's taxonomy places the organism in Eukaryota, Metazoa, Chordata, Aves, Passeriformes, Pipridae. Gene Ontology annotation, biological process: lipid biosynthetic process. Gene Ontology annotation, cellular component: endoplasmic reticulum.